CCACCAUCUCGAAGUCCUAACCGCAACACACCGCAUCGACGUCUCACACCACGAGCAUCUCAGCCCGCAGCUGCUCCACUGCCCAGCAUGUCUUCUCCCGGCCGCGGCGACGCCGACAUGCCCGAGGACGCCCGCACGCCGGCCGCCUCGGCGCAGACGCCCGCCUCGUCGGCCGCACGCACGCCCGGCGCCUUUUCCAGCCCGCUGCAGUUCCCGUCCAGCAGCCCGGCGAAGAGCACGGCCAGCACGGCACGGCCAUCGGGCUCGCAGCGUGCGCCUGCAUCGUCGCGCAACGGCCAGAGCUCGCCUCUGCACUUGCCCUCGUCGUCCGAGGCCGGCACGCCCCGUGCCAGCGCUCGUGCUGCCACCGGUGCUGCGGCGCGUGCGCAGGGUCGCAGCGGCGCCGGCCGCGGCGUGCCCUCGAGCAGCCUGCGCAGCGACGCCUCGUCAGACUUCCGUGGCGGCGGUGCCCGCGGCCUCUUCUUCGACGAGUCGCCGCGCAGCAACCUCUCGACGCCGCGCGCACGGCGUGGUGAGAUCCACUCGUCUGCGAUCCUGGCCUCGCCUUCGGUCGUGCGCACAGCGCGCAUGCCGGUGCGCAACGCAGGUGCCGCUUCGGCGCCUGGCUCAGACGUCAGCAUGCACGCCAACUCCGACUUCACGCUGUCGCAAGCCGCUCCGACAACAGACGACGCAGCGCCGCCCGCGCAGGACGGCGAGCACAAGGUCAUCUGGGGCACCGGCGUGGGCAUCAGCGAGACGCUCACGGCGUGCCAGGAGUUCCUGCGGGGCUUCCGCCUCAAGUACCGCUGGGCAGCGGCAGCCGUGGCAGACAAGCAGGGCGACAGGUCGCGGCACAUUCCCGAGGGGCGCACGGCCGAGCAGGGCGAGGCGCUCGUCUACCAGGGCUACAUGCGGCGGAUGCGCCUAACCGACCAGACGUCGCUCAACGUGCGUGUGUCCGACCUGGCUGCUUUCGGCCCGUCGCGCAAGCUGGCGCAUUGGAUCAUUAAGUAUCCCAGCGAGGUCGUCGCGAUCUUCGACACGGUGCUCAAGGACGAGAUGCUGGCGCUGGCCGAGCUCGACGAGCGCAGUGCGCGCGACGGCAUGGACGGCGGCGCCGACAUCGACAUUGAGCGCAUGCAGGGCAUGACGUACAAGGUGCGGCCGUUCGGCCACGACACGGUCAACAUGCGCGACCUCAAUCCGGGCGACAUCGACAAGCUCGUGACCGUGCGUGGCCUCGUGAUCCGCUGCACGCCGAUCAUCCCGGACAUGCGCAACGCGUUCUUCCGCUGCCUGGCGUGCAACCACACCAUGUCCGUCGAGCUGGACCGCGGGCGCAUCGCCGAGCCGGACCGCUGCCCGCGCGACGUGUGCGGCCAGCAGGGCACCAUCGCGCUCAUCCACAACCGCUGCGAGUUCGCCGACCGGCAGGUGAUCCGCCUGCAGGAGACGCCCGACGCCGUGCCCGACGGCCAGACGCCGCACACCGUCACGCUCUGCGCGUACGACGAGCUGGUGGACGUCUCGAAGCCGGGCGACCGCGUCGAGAUCACCGGCAUCUUCCGCUCGCAGGCCGUGCGCGUGAACCCGCGCGCACGCACGCAGAAGAGCCUGUACAAGACGUUCCUCGACGUCAUCCACGUCAAGCGCGGCAACGCUCGCCGCCUCGGCGUCGAUGCCAGCACGCGCGACGAGAACGAGCGCGGCGACGGCCGCGGUGCCCAGUCGCUGGGCGUUGGUGGCGAGGAGGACGACGAUGAGGACCUGGACACGCGCACGAGCGGCGCCUUUGACAUUCCCACACGGCGCCAGACCACCGCCGGCGGCUCGCAGGGCGUCAGUGCCGCCGAGGAGCUGCAGGCCAAGCUGCGGAGCAUCGCCGAGCGGCCCGACUGCUACGAGCUGCUGGCGCGCUCGCUGGCGCCGUCCAUCUACGAGAUGGACGACGUGAAGAAGGGCAUCCUGCUGCAGCUCUUCGGCGGCACCAACAAGACGAUCAGCUCCGGCGGCGGCCAGGGCGGCCCGCGCUACCGUGGCGACAUCAACGUGCUGAUGGUCGGCGACCCGGGAACGUCCAAGUCGCAGCUGCUGAUGUACGUGCACAAGAUCGCGCCGCGCGGCGUGUACGCCAGCGGCAAGGGCUCGAGUGCCGUGGGUCUCACGGCCUACGUGACGCGCGACCCGGACUCGAAGCAGCUGGUGCUGGAGAGUGGUGCUCUUGUGCUGUCCGACGGCGGCGUGUGCUGCAUCGACGAGUUCGACAAGAUGUCGGAUGCGACGCGCAGUGUGCUGCACGAAGUCAUGGAGCAGCAGACCGUCUCGAUUGCCAAGGCCGGCAUCAUCACGACGCUCAACGCACGCACGUCGGUGCUGGCUGCCGCCAACCCCGUCGGCUCGAAGUACAACGUCAAGCUGCCGAUCACGCGCAACAUCGACCUGCCGCCCACGCUCAUCAGUCGUUUCGACCUCGUCUAUCUCGUGCUGGACAAGGUCGACGAGGCGUCUGACCGGCGUCUCGCACGGCACUUGGUCGGUCUCUACCUCGAGGACGCGCCAAGCACUGGCGGCUCCGACAUUCUGCCCAUCGAGACGCUCACCGCCUACAUUGGCUACGUGCGCAACCACGUGCAGCCCGUGCUCACCGAGGCGGCCGGUUCGGCGCUGGCGGAGCGCUACGUGGCGCUGCGCAAGGCCGGCGAGGACCCGCGCAGUGCCGAGCGCCGCAUCACCGCCACGACGCGCCAGCUGGAGAGCAUGAUCCGUCUCUCCGAGGCGCACGCUCGCAUGCGCUGGAGCGAGACGGUCGACGUUGAGGAUGUCGAGGAGGCGUGUCGCCUCAUCGCUGAGGCGACCAAGAGCUCAGCCACGGACCCCACGACGGGCCUCAUCGAUCUCGACCUCGUCAACACUGGCCGAGGCCUCGCAGGCCGCAAGAUGGCGGGCGACCUGCGCCGCGAGACGCUGGCGCUGCUCGAGUCGAUGGGCGGCGGCUCCGCAGACGGCAGUGUGCCGCCUCGCGCCGUGCGCUACGCCGAUGUCGCAAAGGCACUGGCGGACCAGAGCACGUACGGCGCCGUCGACCCGACGGAACUGUACGACCUCAUGCGCGCCCUGGACACUGAGGGCCUUGUCAAGCUUGCGGGCACGGGCGAGCGACGCACGGUGCGGCGCAUUCUCUAGCCGCGAGCGUCCCCCUCUCUGUCCACGUCUCCCUGGCUUGCUCUCCGCGUCACGUUCCUUCCUCUUCCCGCGCCCGCUGCAUGCGACUUGGGCGGCGCGAUGUGCCACUGCCUGUCCUUGCUCUUGAUGUACCGUUUCCGUCGUCUGCCCGAGGCUUUGCUAUGUUAUCUCAUUCACCUGCG
Tilletiopsis washingtonensis is the source of this 3368-nucleotide messenger RNA. RefSeq names its product MCM-domain-containing protein. The coding region runs from base 88 to 3186 and encodes 1032 amino acids. Gene Ontology annotation, biological process: mitotic DNA replication initiation; DNA strand elongation involved in DNA replication; double-strand break repair via break-induced replication. Gene Ontology annotation, molecular function: single-stranded DNA binding; single-stranded DNA helicase activity; ATP binding. The record is from RefSeq and is a predicted model, not a curated record. Lineage: Eukaryota; Fungi; Basidiomycota; Exobasidiomycetes; Entylomatales. Gene Ontology annotation, cellular component: nucleus; MCM complex. The transcript has 6 exons.